Molecule: messenger RNA, 2302 nt
Organism: Lagenorhynchus albirostris (white-beaked dolphin)
Lineage: Eukaryota; Metazoa; Chordata; Mammalia; Artiodactyla; Delphinidae
Gene: CREB3L3
Product: cAMP responsive element binding protein 3 like 3
Exons: 9
Coding region: 430-1836 (468 amino acids)
Biological process (GO): regulation of transcription by RNA polymerase II
Cellular component (GO): nucleus
Molecular function (GO): RNA polymerase II cis-regulatory region sequence-specific DNA binding; DNA-binding transcription factor activity, RNA polymerase II-specific
Source: RefSeq, a predicted model, not a curated record
ACUGGUCUCCAGGUGAGGGAGGGUUUAUGCCAGGAACCUUCCCCAAGCUCCCAGGGUUGGUAGGAACCUCACAUCCCAUUUUACAGAUGAGAAGACUGAGGCCCAGAGGGAGAAUGCAACGACCAAAAUUGUGUCUCCAUUCUGGGGCUGCUCCUGGUCUUUCUUCCUGGUCCCCCUGCCUUCCAGAAGGGGGGAAUUUGGGCAGCAUGGGAGUGCAGGAGAGGGCUAGUUCCAUUGGCUGAUCAUCCCCACGGGGGCAUCUGUCUACCACUUUUUAAAGAAAUUGGCUGUCAGGCCCCAGGAGUCUCUUGGUUGGCCCCAAAACACAGAUUUGGAGGCAGAAGUCCAGCAAGCAGGAGCAGCAGGCCCAACCUUGGGGCUGGAGCCGGGAUAGAACUGGAGCAGGAUGGACCUCAGGGUGGUGUGCAGAUGGGUGGUGGGGAGGAGAAGGGCUGCGUGACCCUCACAAAUGUCCCCUCCUUGCCCCAGAUGGCUUCCUCCACCAGUCUCACGUGCCCUACCGACAGCCUGGAACUCUUGGAUCUCCUGUUUGACCGGCAGGACGGCAUCCUGAGACACAUAGAGCUGGGCGAGGACUGGGGCCACGUUGAGGACCAGGUCCUGCCAGGCCCGAACUCUGAUGAUUUCCUCAACUCCAUCCUGGGUUCUGGCGAAUCAGUGCCCAGCUCCCCGACCUGGUCUCCUGCGGCCAGUGACAGUGGCAUCUCAGAAGAUCUGCCCUCCGACCCCCAGGACACCCCUCCACACAGUGGGGUGGCUGCCACCCCGGUCAGCUGCCAUAGCACAGAGUCUGGCAAGGGGCCCUGCCCCUCCUACCAUACUGGCCCUGCCUGCCCCACCAGUAACCUUGGGCCAGUGGCCCAAGGGCUUGAGGCUUCCGUUGCCAUAGACCUGGAAAUGUGGAGCCCAGGCCUGUACGCCGGGGAGCAGGCUGAGCUGGCCAACUCACCCCCACACUGCAACCUCACAGUGAAAGACCUCCUCCUCUCUGGCAGUGGCGGGGACUUGCAACAUAACCUGGCAGCCCCCAACCUGUUGCGCCUUGGGACCGGGCACAGCCAGGAGCUGGUGCUGACAGAGGACGAGAAGAAGCUGUUGGCCAAAGAAGGCAUCACCCUGCCCACCCAGCUUCCCCUCACCAAGUAUGAGGAGCGAGUGCUGAAGAAAAUCCGCCGGAAAAUUCGGAACAAACAGUCAGCCCAAGAAAGCCGGAAAAAGAAGAAGGAAUAUAUUGAUGGCCUGGAAACUCGGAUGUCAGCCUGCACUGCCCAGAACCAGGAACUUCAGAGGAAGGUCUUGCAUCUUGAGAAGCAGAACCUGUCCCUCUUGGAGCAGCUGAAGAAACUCCAGGCCAUCGUGGUCCAGUCCACCAGCAAGUCGGCUCAGACGGGCACCUGCAUAGCGGUCCUGCUCUUCUCCUUUGCCCUCAUCAUCCUCCCCUCCAUCAGCCCUUUCGCCUCCAACAAAGCCGAGAGCCCCGGAGACUUCGUGCCUGUUCGAGUUUUCUCCAGAACUUUGCACAACGACGCUGCAUCCCGUGUGGCUCCCAACACCGUGCCAGGCUCCGAAACCCCAGGACAUGGGCCCAAGGCUGGCACGCUUCAGGAAGGGUCUCCAAGCAGCCCUCGGGGGGAAUGGGGAUCCCGGGACCCGCCGGCUCCGGACAACUCGACGGAGGAUCUGGACAACGGGACCCUGGUCCAGGGCAACUCCAUGAAGGAGCUGGACCGGGCCGCCCUCCUAGACUGUGCCCGGCCUGAACAAGCACUUGGCCCAGGGCGCGUGGGGCUGGAGGUAGCAGUGGGGGAGCUGUGAGCACCAUGGGUACGUGCCCCCAGGCCCCUCUAGUCAGGGGUGCUGCAGUGGACAGAGACAGGCACAGGGAUCCGAGGUGAGGGAGAGACCCCGGCGAUGGUGUCAGGAUGGAGACGCGCAGACUCACAGCUUCAGACCCAGGUACCCAGGCCCAUGCAGAAACUGAUGCUCAGACACAGACCAUAAGGCCACAAAGCCUGAGAAAUACACGUACAGACCCAGGUGCAGAAGGAAACAGGAAGACAGACACUGACUGAUCCACAGCCCCAGAGAGACAGGCCUCGGUAACUCCCCGCUCAGGGACUCCUGCCUGCCCCCUGGAACACAGGGAGGAGGAAGCGGCCAAGUCUGCUGGGACCCUGGCCCUGGAGCACGGGCUGAGCUCUGAACUUCGGGGCCGCCAUGGCUCACAGCUCUUCCCUUUUUCUAAGACUGCUAUGGUCCUUAAUAAAGUAUUUUGAGAGAA